AUGCCGGGACCUGACUUGGCGGCCGCAUCAGACACGGCCAAAGACUGCCUGAUCCGCGGUUUGCAGGCGCAUGUCAGCUUCCUGCAGAAAGUUCUCUUGGAGUCCACGUCGACCGAGUCUGCACCUCUCGUAUGCGAGAAGCAGGCCGUCCCCAGAAAAUGCCUCGAGGAGCUGGAGUCGGCGUUGCGAUCCCAGCGCCGGGAGCUCGACGAGGCGCAAGCGGCCCUCCGCGCCGAGCGGGCGCGCGGCCGCGCGCUGGAGCGGGCGCUGGAGGCCAAGGCUCAGCUCUGCGAGGACCUUGCCGGCAGCCGGCCAUGGGAAGGUAGCAGUCCGCGGCUCAGGCGCACCGCAUCGAAACCACCGCCGCUGGCCAUGGCCCAAGCCAGCCACCAGUGCGGAAAGGAGGAGGGCCUCUGUGACGCGAGCACCUGCGCCCCGGACUCGGAAGGCAGCGGCACGGCGCGCUCCAUCGAGACUUCCGAGGAGGCCGCGGACUCGCAGGUGAUCGAAGCCUUCAUCGCCGAGCUUCGAGUUGAGCCACCGACGGAAAAAGCAGAUUCAACCCGGCCGGAGGACAAGGGCCGAGCCGCUCUGCAGCGCCAGCGAGCGCGCUGCCAGCAGCUGAACGACCAGCUCCAGGGCUUGGCACAGGAGCUGCUCCGAGUGGAGCCCGGAAGUUUGCUUGCGGCGCGCCUGUCCCCGCGCACGUGA
Messenger RNA from Symbiodinium sp. CCMP2592, 711 nucleotides. The record is from the annotation of a GenBank genome assembly. NCBI's taxonomy places the organism in Eukaryota, Dinophyceae, Suessiales, Symbiodiniaceae.